UGGGUGUUGACACUGGGGGAACAGGAACAACACGGGUGUCAUGGCUCGCCUCCUGUAACCACGCAGUUACCACCCCUACCCCAUGACAGCAUUGCUGUGUUAGCGAGACAACUCCCGCUGCUGUCCCUCUAGUUCAUCUUGUCUGUAAGAUGAGGUGACAAGAGGUAGACAUGUUCAAGUGGUUUCAGAACCGUCUUCAAAAAGGCAGUGGACACUCUGUUGUAGAGUGUGGUAACAAAUAUGAUGCCAUCAUCCAUGACUGUGAUGAAGUAGAGAUGGCAGCAGAAGCAGUUCAGGGUGAGGUAGAAGCUAGUAUUAAUGAUGAUUCCAAGGAAGAUGAUACUCAUCUUUUAGAGGUUAAUCCUGCACAAAUAGAUCAAGCACAAGUGACUCAGACACAAACUUUUUCAUGUGAUAGUCAUCAAGACCCAAAAUUUGACAACCUUUGUAGUAUUAAGAAAACUGAACUGUGUGAAAUACUACAAGAGGUAAAUGGACAAAUGCAGAUUAACCCACUUGAGCAAAAGUUACAAGAUAAUGGCAUAUUGUCUGCAACAAAAGAAAAUCAUAAUAUUCCAAGGAUAGAGAUUGAAGAAAUUAUAUCAGAAUCUUUAAACCAGAACAUUUUUGCAGUUGACAGAGAGUUACAAGUUAAGGAAACACCAAUUAUAUCAGAAAAUGUAAAUCAGAACAUUUUUGCAGUUGACAAAGAGUUACAAGUAAAGGAAACACCAAUUAUAUCAGAAAAUUUAAAUAAGAAUUUUUUUAUGGUGGAAAAAGAGUUACAAGCAAAGGAAACGUCAAUUAUAUCUGAAAAACUAAAGCAGAACUCUACUCUAGUUAACAAAGAGUUACUAGCAAGGGAAACACUGCCGCAGCUUCCAGAACACAGCACAGGACCAAAGGUUCAGUGUAAUGAAUCUUUCUCAAAGGCCCAGGAAAAUGUUGCAAUUUCUUCAGGAAUGCAAUCAUUUGUUAAUUUAGAGCAAGGCUGUCUAGGUACUAAUGACGACUCACAAGAUUUGGAAAGAUUUCAUUGUAACAUUAAAGCAUGGAAAAGCAAUGACAAUUUGACCAAUACAUUGGAAGAUGUACCAGUUAAAAGUUACUUACAGUUUGACAAUGAUUCUAAUUAUCUUUCAGUAGGAUUAUCUGGGAAUUUUGAGACUGGCAGUGACACUGACAUUAAUGGCGUUAAUAAAAAUGCAGAAAGCCUAUUUAUCAGUUGCCAAACACUUGAGAGUGAGGGUAGUAAUACAAAUUUGUUGUACAAUGAUACCAUAUUUGACUCAGAUAAUGAAAAUUGCUUUGAAGAUAAAGCAGAAAGUUUUAAUCAGUAUAGCCCCAGUGUUUCAUUGAAAUGCACUUCAAGUGAGACAGAGGAAUUGUCAGAUGUCUUAAAAUUGGAAGAAAUCAAUGGACAUGAAAAUGUGGCAUCUGCAGCAGUCAGUCCACCAAAUGCAAAUGCAUGUGAAAGGCAGCCAGUAUCAGUGAGUAGACUAAAUGUUAGCAGCAGUCUGGCAAGUGGAAAGGAUCCCUGUGUAGAUCCUUAUCCUCGGGCAUGUCUUCAGCUGUCAUGCCUUUACAAUCAUCAUGGUAAACUAUGCACCGUUUUGGAUGACCACUUUAUUUUAACAUACGUUAAAGAAGCACCUGUGCUCGUUAGCUUUCGCAUAGCGAGUUCAGAUACAACACCAGUUGGGUGUGUAUUCCUUUGGAAAACUGGCAAACCUUUUCUACUUGAGCGGCUGCCAGAUGGCACAGAAGUCUGCUUUGAUGCAGUUGUAAUGCCAAAUGAUACCAAAUUUACUGCUUUAGUUAUCUGGCAAGGUGCAAAACCUGCAUUAAGUAUUGAGCCAUACUUUAAUUCAUAUGUUUUUGUAGAAGAGUUACAAGAUCUUGAGGUUAAUUUAAUUUCAUUUCGGAAGGAAAAUGGACUGGUUAGUACUGUCAUUGAUGGUGAAAUCCAAUUGGCAUCAUUUAGUAAAUCUGUUGUCUUUAUUAAUGGGAAGAAGGUUGAAAAUAUUGAUGAUAUAAUGCAGUUCUCACGCUGUAAUUCACAGCAGUUAUUUGCAAAUGUAUGUAAGCUUGCAAGUGUUGAUUUUGCUGGUAAAAUAAUUUUUGGUUUUAUGUGCUCCUGCCUAUGGUCUGGCAAGAAGAUUACCAAAUUAAAUUUAUCAGCAGUCUUAAAUCCUUUUAUGUUGUAUAGAAAGGGAUGUGGGUUUUAUGUUCAAGGAAAGAGACAGAUAAAUUUGUACUGUGAUGCAGAUGUUGAAUUAACUGUGAAUAACAAGGAUUAUAAUAUUGUUUAUAAAAGUGAGGUGGGAGACAUUUCAAUUGUAUGCCAUCGAAAUAGAAUGUUUUGUGGUAAUAGAAGAGUUGUGCCCACAAGUGGUGGAAAAGUGAAGGCUCACAUCAGAAGGGUGAUCAGAAAAACUGGGAAACUAGUGUGGGAAGCCGUAAUGGUCCAAAUUCCAGAUACAUUACUGAGUGAGGUUGAAGAGGCAAGUAUUACUAAUGUAAAUAACUGCAAAGAGGCAGCUAAAGAAAUGUCUUCCAUAACUGUAUCUGAAGAAAAGUGUCUUCCAUUUCCUUCGAAAGGUAAUGAUAAGUCUGGAGCAGAAGUAGAAGAAAUAAUGGAGCUUUAUGAUACAGGUAGAAAGCCAAAACCACUUGCCAGUUGCUCAAAUGAAAACAAUACUGAUGAUAUAAUCAAACUGAAUAUAUCAGAGACAACUUCAUGCACAAUAGAAGAUAAUGUUACAAAUGAUAAACAGUAUGUGUCUUCAGUUGGUAGCAACUUACAUAUGGUUGAGAUACAUAAUAAGAAUUCAGAAAGAACUCUUGUUAAAUCAGAAGUAAAUGCAACCAAUUCUGCAUUAGACUCAAAUUGUAAUACUGCAAGCUAUGCAGAAAUUUUAAAGAAAAGAACAAGUGAGAAUAUUUCAAACAAAUAUAAUGAGAAAGGUAAAUACACUCAUAAAGCUGUUCCUAAGGUGUUAAAGAAUUGCUCUGGAAAAAUGCGCUGGCUGGCUGAUUCUGAAGCGUUUAAGAUAGACACCGUAUUAAAUGGAAACCCCUAUGUAGUUCAUGUUGGGAGUGCAGCAUGGAUGGUUGAAAAUGGUAUUUGUGUCCCAGUUGAAAAACGUACAUCAAGUUUACCCGUAUCAUUUGAUAUAUAUUUUGAUGACAGUCUACGACAUGGACACCGCAUAGCAGCAUUGUGGGUAGGAGAGAAGCCAAACAGAGGUGUCAACAAAAAUGGGAUAUUUUACUUUGAUAUACUGGGCAUUUAUCUUGGCCUUCAUGAAGGUGACAUGAAAUUUCGAGUAUGCAUUGACAACGUUAGUAUUUAUAUUAAAGCCUGCAGUACUAAUAGGGUGUAUUCUGCAGAAGGAGAAUAUUUGCAAUCAGUCCCUUCCAAUUCUUCUGUAGUUGUUCACUUGCGAAAAUUGAAUGAUAAUGCUUCUGGACGAGUAAUCUGGAAAACCCUACUCAUUAUUGUUCAGCCACAUAAGCAGCAGGCUGUUCAAAAACCCUUAUCAGAUAACAUUGAGGACCUUUCUGAAAAAUCAAUUUUUGUCAACAGUGACUCAAGUAAACAAAUUUCAUUGAAGCCAAAUUGCCGCACAUCUUUGGUAGAUCUUCCUCAAUAUAUCAAGAAUUUUCCAGGAAUAUUAAUGCUAAAUGAAGUAGAUAAGAUUGCUUUGUUCUCUUGCAUUGGUGGUACUGCACUGUGGACUUCACUUCCCAAAAAUGGCUUUGUGUGUGUUGAUGGUAAAGUUGCAGAAAUUGCAGAUAUUCCCCUUGGAACUGGACUCACAUUUGAUGCAUUUUGUGACUCCCCAUCAAUAGGCAAGUAUACUGCUGUUAUAGUGUGGACUGGAAAGAGGCCCCAUGAAGCAAAAUAUGCAGAUGGAACAAAAUACUUUUAUGAUGUGAAAGGUUUAUAUUGUGGUAUCAGUAAUGGUAAAUUUGUAAUUCAGUUACAAUUGGAUGGUAAGCUUCAAAAUAUCACGUUUCAGAAAACAGGGCGUGUCAUCAUGCCAGAUGGAAGUGUUAAUUCAAACAGUUUGACAUGUGGGGACAAAAUACAUGCACAUCUGAAGUAUAGGGUAAAGUUGGGUGUGUGGCAGGUGAUAUUGAUGUUCAUGUUUAUUGAUGAAGAUCCAUUCAGAGACUUGGAAGGUCAUAAUAAAGUGAAAAUAUCUGCUACAGAGAGCUGUGCAUCUAAUGAUACCUCAAUAUCUCAAUCAUUCUCAAGAUCAGGUAAUGAUGAUUUUCUGAAGCCUAUGGAGAAUACUGAAAAUGUUUCUCAAGGAACUAUGCAGCAAGUUUUACUCUCUGAAGAGCCUGGUAUUUAUGGAGAACUUCCUUGUUAUUCACAGACUGAAACUGACAUUGCAGUGACUGAAGACUCGACUUUAUAUUUGAAUGAUUGCUCUGGCACAUUAGUUUUUAUUGAUAUCAAUAAGAGAGCCAUAAAAAUUUUAUUCAAGGAGCCAUUGACAAUACUUUUAAGUGCAUACCAGCUUAUUUAUCAGGAAAAUGGGAGAGCGUUAAGUGUUUUAGAUGUUCCAGUUGGUUCGACUGUGAAAUUUGAUGCUCUUCGUAGUAGUAAGGAAAUUGGCUUUAAACCUCUUAUGAUUUGGGUUGAAAAGAGACCCUGUACACUUGCAGAUGAUUGUGGAAACACAUAUUUUUAUGAUGUGAAAGGAAUUUAUCUAGACACUCAGAAUGGGUACUAUAAACUUAUCUUGGAAUUUGAUAGCAAGAUAAAACAUUUACUGGUAAAUGAAACUAGGCAUGUCUACUUUCGUAAUGGAAGAACUGCACUACAUGCAUUGAAAACUAUGGUUAAAAUAGUGGUGCAUCUCAAAAAAGGAAAUGUUGAAGAGGAGUUUGGAACUAAAUGGAAAGCAAUAGUAAUUUUUGUGAUUCCCGAAUCUAAUGAAUCAAUUUUCACUCGGCUCUGUGAUGCUGCUCUCAACACACCACUAGCAAACUUAGAAAAUGAGCAGUCAGUCUUGACUGAAUCUUUUGAUGUUAAUUCUAAAUAUGCAAAUCUAAAUUUGCAACAAAGCCCCACAGAAAAUAUCAAUUCAAAUAUGACAGAACAUACCCCAUCAUUAGUUUGCUUUUCGGUUUUUGGAGGAAAAGUUGAAACCGUAGUUGGUACUGAAUUUAAAUUUACGUACAUGCAUGAAGGCCAUACAAGAACUCUGUUGAUAGCCACAGAUAUUUGUUUGGACAAGCCCUCUCAAACCACAUCGGGUAUGUCUUUUUAUCUCAUGACCCGGCGCAGUGGUCAUAAUGGUAAAGUUACACCACAUCAUGCAAUAUGUGGCUGGUUUUAUAGGAAAAAACACGAAGCACAUGUCAUAAAUUGCUAUAAAAUUAAGUACUUCGAUCCCAGAAAAAAGCUGAUUUGCCUAACAAAUCCAAAUGAUGGAAGCCAGCAUUUUUUCCUGUGUGAUAAUGAAUAUUUGUUUAUGGGAAGGACAAAAUCUCGUAUUGAGAAUACCAGUAAUCAGUUAAAUGUGCAUGCUGUAGUGGAAGACAUUGCACCAUUUGUUGUUGAAGGUGUUUCAGUACCGCGAAGAAUCCUGCUUCUUACAAGCAAUAUGGGGCUCUCGCUGGCAUCCCAAAAAUUUCUUGUACACUCACAGAUUGAAAAUGAAGUAAAUGAACUCAAGUUAGAUGAUAAUUUAGGCACUGAGAUUGAUCACUUGGAGAAACCAGAGCCAAGUAGUACCUCCAAGAAACAUGUAUUUGAACUGAAGCAGGCAAGUCCAUUAACCAUACAAGAUGAAAUUGGUGAUGAAACUUUUGUUGAUGAAAGCAAAGUAAGUCCCUCGUUUGUAGAUGAAGAUCAUCUUGAAGAUCAUAAAACAAGUUGCCCAGAAAAGGAAGUGAAUGUGAUAUGUGAUGUACAUAAUUUGUCCAGAACUGGUUCUUAUACAAGAUCAGGUUCAGAAUACCUGAACCUGUUGUCCAGUUCUAAAUUUGUCCUGAAAAACACAUUAAGUCAAUCCCUUGUUGAAGGUCGACCUGUUGACAAGAAUGUACUGUGUGGCGAAACUUUGAAAAGGCUUAUUGCCAUAAAGUCAUUAGAGGCUUCAACUGAGCAGUCUAGAAUGAAACCAAAGUAUCUGACUCUUAAAGGUAAUAUAGUUCAUGGAUUUCAAAAUGGGUCCUUUGUCUUUCAGUGCGAAGAGGAAUAUAGAAGCAUAUAUUUGUCAUCUGAAAUUCCACAUUUAAACCAUAGAGAUACACAGAAUCAUAGUGAGAAGAGCUAUCUUUUUGUUCAUAAAAUGACUGAUAAGAAAACUAAGGAGUUGAUUUACAAUCCUUUGUUCAUAUGGCAUGAGGGAUACAAAUGCAAUCCCUAUAUUCUCAUCAACCAAAAGAUUAUUCUGUUUAACCCACAAAAUAAUUUACUUGUACUUGGUAAUGUCCAGAACAAUAGCUUACAGUAUUGCAUUGUUGAACCUGAUUGUGCAUUUACCACCAAGUUUAAGAAGAGUAUCAAUGAUUUCUGUAAAUUUGUGGAGGAUGAAUUGUUAUCAAUAUAUGUUGUUGUGGAAGACAUCUCGCCAGUAUCAGUUGCUGACUAUCUUGUAAAUAAGAAAAUUCUUCUUAUUAGUAGCUGCCUUUCUCUAGCGUUAUCAUCUAUAAACACUUUUACAUGUAACAAAAGCAAGAAUUAUUUGGUAACCAAAGAUAUGAUUUGUAAAAUUCGGGAAUUAUUUCAGAUAUAUGAAGAAAGAUGCAGCAGUGCACGUGUGUGUAAAGGAGGCUCCAACUAUCACAUGUGCGAUAGUUCAUUUUACACUGCUUAUGGCAUAAAAGGUGUUGGUGGCUGUCUACAGUUUUGCAUAGAGGAAUAUGCUUUUAUUUUGUGUGAUAAAAAGAAGACUAUUGCAGUAUGUCACAUAUCCAACACAUACUAUCAAGGUAGAAAUGUUUCUUCAUGGGAUGAAAUAGACAAGAAAUUCUGGAAAAACUUUUUUAUAAUUACUAGUUCACUAGAAAAGGAGAUCAAGAUUCAAGAUGAAAGUGUUGGGGCCUUGGGUUUAGUCGCCUGGUCAUGUUGUGGCCCCGAGAUCGUUACAGUGCAUGUAUGUCACAUUCAUGAGCCAGUAGUGUAUGUGUAUAAGGGUCUAGCUUCUAUGAAUGAUGAAGAAACACAAGUUACUCAUCCUCUUGAUAACAAACCUUUAGGAGAAUCUUGUGUAUAUCCUUUGCCUUCAAAAGAAUAUUCUGAAAAGAUAAAUGCAAAUGAAUUAGAAGCUUUAGACUGUGUGUCAGGAAGUAAUAUUUUCAGUGUACAUGAGCAAAUAUUGCAGUCUUGUGGCCUGAGGAAGACCAUUGGCGAAUUAAAAUACUUUGAAGAGUAUUUGGCUGUUUGUGCAAGUGAGAUGGGUGAAAUGAUUUGGUGUCACUUGUCCAAUUUCUUUAUUAAAGGUGAAAAAUGCAAUUCUAUUGAAGAAUUGAUGAAGCUGAAAAAGCACAAAUGGUGCCUUAUCAUUAUACAUUGUCCUGCUACUGUUCUUCAGGGAAAAACUGUGAAUUUUAAGGCUGUAAUAGGAUAUAUUGGAUCAGAGGUUAUGCUUCCUGGAAUUCAUAUUUGCAAUAAUCACAAAGGCAUUUUGUUGAGAACUAUUAACAAAGAGGAUUUAGCCAUUGCAAAAGAAAUAUUCAGUGACAUACAAGUGAUUUGUAAGCAGUCUGAUGCAUAUGCUAAACAUCUCCUUGAAAUUUUAUACAGUAGAGGAAUUGAAGAAAUAUUUUUGUCAGCAAAAAAUGUGAAGUCACAAAGAUAUAUACAAUUUCAAGGCAUUCUUGUUAGUGUUAGUGAUACCGACCCUAACAAAGCUAUGGUUAGUAUACAGUACGAAGAAAAAGAGUAUUGUGUUUCUUUGCAACGUCAUGCAUUUGUUAGUCUUGCUAAGGACACAUUGCUUCAGGCAUUUGUUGGUUGUCCCAUUAAGGUGAUCCUAGGAUAUUCAGAAAAUUUAAAGAAUGUCAGAGUUAUGAUGGCAUGGAGUGACCUGAACCAUGCUUCUGUCUCGUCUCCAGAACCCGUAGCAAAAAUCACAGCAUGUACAUCAUCUAUGAAUACAGAAUUGAUCUGCUGUCCAAGAGCCCUUGUAAUCCAGCAUUUUCAGAUGGUGUAUCAGCAAACCUUUGAUAUCUUGACUGGAUAUCAAAUUAGCACAGACCUUGAAAAUAGUAAAGUAUUCUUUAAAUGUUCCCAAAAUGCAAAAGAUUUUGAGGUAAUGUGCCGGAUAGAUUCUGUUAGAACCCCACCAAGUGAUAUGCUUGAUAAUGACGACAGUCCAUGGUGUAUAUUGGUUCAUUUUCAUUACAAAAAGAAUGUGCGUGUACACAUUGAUGGAGUGGCAGCAUGGAAAGGUAAUGUUGAAAAUGUGAUUAUUCAGGUAUGUGAUAUUCACAAAGUUCAGCUUUUGGAUUUAAUUAUGUUCAAGAAGUCUACCCCUGCAUGGAAACCAAUUCCAGCUAGAGUAAAGAGUGAUAGUGAAUCACUGUAUGCUGAACCCCCUCUUGUAAGGGAACCAAUUCCAGCUAGAGUAAAGAGUAACAGUGAAUCACUGUACUCUGAACCUGAUCUUGUAUGGGAACAAAUUCCAGCUAGAGUAAAGAGUAACAGUGAAUCACGGUACUCUGAACCCCCUCUUGUAAGAGAACCAAUUCCAGCUAGAGUAAAGAGUGAUAGUGAAUCACGGUACUCUGAACCCCCUCUUGUAAGAGAACCAAUUCCAGCUAGAGUUAAGAGUGAUAGUGAAUCACUGUAUGCUGAACCCCCUCUUGUAAGGGAACCAAUUCCAGCUAGAGUAAAGAGUGAUAGUGAAUCACUGUACGCUGAACCCCCUCUUGUAAGGGAACCAAUUCCAGCUAGAGUAAAGAGUAACAGUGAAUCACUGUACUCUGAACCUUGGACACUUGUAUCUUCAUGUGUAAAAAGUAGAAUAUUAAGCAAGAGUGAAACAUUCAUAAAUGAGGAAGAGGUAGAAGCAGCAGCAUCCACACUCGAAGAUCACAUCCAUUUUGGAUCUGUUCCAAGUCAUUUGGAAUGUUCAUCUGUUUUGGGGAGUGACAGUUUUGAGAGGCAUGUUGGAAACAGUUUCAUUAACAACCUCAUCAGUGAGAAACCUUUGGCAAAAUCAGAAAACCGGCAAAUAAUGACCUCCUCCUCCUCCUCCUCCUCCUUCUAUUCCUCCUCCUCCUCCUCCUACUCCUCCUCGUCUUCCUCUGUGAAAGCUUCGGCUAAAUCAUUUGAAGAUGCCACUGAUCCCCAUUCUUUAACGGAGUCACCUGUUUUGAAGCGCACAUGUUUUGAAGAAAAGGUUCAGCAGUGUUCUACCAGUGAGACAGCUGAUGAAGCCCAUUUGGCUUUGCCAGAUGUACUCGUAUCCAAGGCACCUGAAGUUGUAAAUAAUGAGUCUUUUGAAGGCUCUGCGUCGGGAAGGAAAAAUGAGAGAGAUUCUGACCUGUUUCUAGAUGGAUGUUCAGUGUCAUGUGUAGGUCCAUGCAAAUUUGAAUGUGCAGAUGAGUAUCAAGGUAUUAUUAAAAGCUCAGACUUGACGAUUAUUGUCAUUCGCCAAAAUAUUUGUAUAAAUAAGUUGCCUCUGAAUGAGCCAUUAACAGAAUUUAUAAGGAAAGAAAAUAGUGAAGUUCAGGCUAUGGUUGUGCCCCUCUCCACGCCAAUGAAUGUUUUGGGCUACUCAGUCACCCAUGAAGCUAUUGUGGCUUGGGUGGGCAAUAAACCUAAGCCAGUAAGUAAAUUGUGGAAACUUUAUAAUAAUUUGCAUGGGAUCUCUUGUAUUGCCAAGGAAAGAAAAGAACAAGGAGCAAAUCUUAGAGCUGAACAAACUCCAGACCAAGUUCGUGUGUCAUCUAAAGAGGUAGACACACUUUUGGUAAUAGAUGAUAAACCUCAAACUUUAUUUGGUUGCAUCUAUGUUGACAGUUGUUCCACGCAUGGCACCCUAAGAAGUGGCACUGGCUAUAUACUGUUUGCAAAGGAGGUGAUCUACCGUCAAAAGGUUAGAAUGAGCCAGGAACGAGAUAUAAAAACGGCACUCGAUUUGAAGAGUGUAAAUGCAGUUAUUCUAAGACUCAAAGAGCCUGUUCACGUGUUAGGUUGCCAGGUUACUAAUAUUGCUUUGUUGGUCUGGCUAAAUCAGAUUCCAGAUAAAGUUCAACGUAUAAUUAAUGACAGCUUGGAUAUAUACAGAAAGAAAUGGAAAGUCAAAUUAUAUACAGCUCAAAAUGCAAAGGUUUCAGGGUCAUCAAAAUUAGCACCUGUAGAAAAUUUUAAGAUUACAAAUGCUGCAUCAAAACUAACACAUGUAAAUAAUAAUGCAUAUAAAGGUGUAUCAGCAAAACCUGGUAAAAAUGCAAAGAUUAAAGGUGCACCAGUACAACUAACACCCGUUCAGUUAGCUAGAGAAGAUAAAGCUAGAGAGAAGCCUAUCUUACAAGAUAUAAGAAUGGACCCAUUCAUGGAAGCUCAGCCAUGGAGUAUGAAGAAUAUAAACUUGACAGAAGAGUCCUUGAAUGGUGGGGAUUUAAAUGCAUCAGUAGAUACUGUGGAUGUGUUUUACAAAAUUCCAUCAAGAAUAGAAUGUUCAAAUUGUAAAAUACUUUUAGUUGGUAAUAACUAUGCUGUGAUUCAGUCUUGGCAAAGGACAGCAGUUGUACGAAAGGAUGACUUUUACAGGCACAAUACGAAGUUACCGUCAUCUUAUCCACUCUGUGAUCAGCUCAAAAAUGUGCACAGUGUUUGUGCUUUCCUUACUAAAAUGGAAAAGCCAGUGUGUCUUAAAAAGUACACUGUUACUGAUUUUGCUCUGUUGGCUUUUGCAGGCAAAUGCCCAAAAGUUGCACACAUGAUUCUUAGCGGUAUGCAAAAUCAUGCCAAAAAAAUGAUGGGCCUCUCAGUCACAACAAAAUUUCCUCCAAUCCCACCAGAGAACCUCUCAGCAGUCAAAACAAAUGUUAAUUUAGUUCCACCAAAAGUUAAAAGAAGUCUGGAAUCGAAAUCAGCAUUUGUUGGUAAACUUUCAAGAUUUUCUGGAUUCUUAGAAGUGACGAGUGAAACAUCUGAGGCGGUUAAUAUUUUUUUUCAGAGAGAUAAAGUGUAUAUCAACAAGAAACCUAUACCAGAAGAUUCAUCUCUGGCAGACUUUAUGGCUCCUUUCAUAAAUCAACCAUGGAAUUGUUCAGCUCGUCUGUUUCCUUCAAAAAAGAACAAAAUUGGAACGAGAAGAAUAUGUGGUAUAGAGGCUCACUAUUUAGCAAAUUUUAUAUGGUAUGGUGAGAAGCCAUCAAAAGAAGAAAGGGAGAGUAAAUUAUUGGAGCCGAGUAUAAAAGAACCAGCGUUGAAGCAGAAAGGGAAGUCUACUGAUACCCACUCAUCAUCGAGCAACACAUUUGGGAAGAAAGAGGUGUUAUCAUGCAGCCAGGAAAGUGGAACAGCUGAGUGCCAUUCAACAACCCAAGAAGUUAACAAAAGUGAAUCUGUGGCAGACAGAUUGAAGAAACAUAUUCAGAAUUCUCCUGAGGUAGAAAUUAACCCAUCAGGUGGAGCCAAGCGGAAAAUUAAAAAAACACUAGCCCCAUGGAUUGAUGAGAAGAAAAACACUCCAAAAGGCUGUAUCAGUGAACUUCAUCGUCUGGUUGGCCGGCUGCGUCUAGAAACUGGUGAUCAUGUAUACUUCUCAAGAGAAAAGUGCUUCUUGUAUGGAGUUUGCCUAAACAAAGUGGAACUUUGGCAUGUGUUGUCAAUUGGAAUUGUUGUUGAUUAUGAACUUAGUGAUGACAUGAAGGAUGUAAAGGGUGUGUGGGCAGGAAGUACUUCAUCAUUUGAGCCAUCACGUCUUAUCUCUAAGCUUCAAGAUUGGUGUAACGCAUAUAGUGUACCAGAUGGAGCUGCAGAUUUGUUGUUGAAGGAAGCUGGUUGGCUGCCACCUGAACUCAACCCUACAUUUGAUCAGGAUGAAGAAAUAGAAGUGGUGAAUUGCCAAACUUCUUCUUAAGCAGCACUAAUUGUGUUUUUACAUGCUAUUCAUCUCAGAAAAGUUGCUUUGAGUGGUGACUGGACUUGUUGCUGUGAUUACUGUAGUCAUUGUCACUGUAAGGCAAGAAUAUAUAAUAAAAGUAUUGUAUAUAAUAUUAUAUCAGUUUUAAGCGUGUUGCCAAGAGGUAUUAAGAUAUUAAUUUAUAUUUAUUGAUUUUGUUAGUAUCUGUAAAAUACUGUAUUUGGUGGAGUUAGUCUGCUCAAAGCGCUAUCACAAGUGCCUCUUUUUCUUUUCAGUUUUUAUCCACAAAAAUCCUAAUAAGAGAAUAAUUAUAAGUAUAUUUUUGAGUAUCAUAUUACAUUGUACAAAUUAGCAUGAAGAAUGCUUAAGGCAGGUGGGAGAAAUUACUUGUACAAACACCCAAGACAGUUGGAAAACCAAAUGGGAAUAUAUUAAAGUCUUACCAGGCAGACAGGUGUGUAUUGUAAAUGUUUCGGUGUUUACUGAGUUUGAUAAUGUCCCCUAUUUUACUUUAAAUUGUAGGUGAGGCUGCUAAUUUCAUGAUUGUUUCCCAUGAUUGGUGGAGAGGAAACCCAUUAGGCUCAUCAGUGUCCCUGUAGGCCAAUGACUGUCCAUUCCCCAGGAUGCAACCCAUGACCCCUCACCUCACUCCCGGGUAUGUAUUUUUCUGGUAGAGAACAGAGGUAUCUUGAGUCGGUAACAGUGCCCAAAUGUUUCGCCCUGCUCUGAAAUGAAGAACUGUGGUCCAAUCGGUUGUGAGCCGAUUGUGUUAACCACUGCUCUUUCAAUGUACCAAAAAAACCAAAAGGCCAAUCAUAGGAAUAUGUAUCUAACUGUAGAUACUUAGGGAUUUAAGUUGCCAUAUAAUCAAUAAAAUAUCUUUCUUAAGUAUUACAAUAUUUGAAAAAAAGGUGUGUAUGAAAAUGAGGGAUGGUUUAGUGUUUAUCAUUUUAUAAUCUGAUUUCAUAUUUACUGUUGAGUAUGUACAAUAUACACGGUACAGUAUGUUAUUCCUAUUCAUGGUUAAAUACUGGAAUUAAAGUAUGGUUUGUCUAUUAAUGUGUGCACAAUAAUGCAUUAGUUUAACAAAUUUGUUAUAUAAUUUUCAUAUUUAAAACAGCACUUGUCGCAUAAAGUACCUAAAAAUAUUUUUUCUAGAUAAUGUUCUAAUUUGUUGUGAAGUCAUGACCCAGGUGUAGCCAAUUAGGUUUUUGUUAUUUUGGGUUUUUCUCUGUGUUAGUCCUCCUGCUUUCCUCGGGCACACUUGAAGAAUGUAUGAAAGUAAGGCUGCGAAGAGUUUGGGGGCCUAUAUGGAGAGUGGCUUUGUGAGAAUGUCGAGUGUGAACCACACAUGGUUCACUCCCAGGCACGACCAGCAACAGUGUGUGUGUGUAAGCAACACAUGGUGUGUGUUCCUCCUCUGGAUUAAUCUGCUCCCAUCUACAUUCUAUUUUUUUUUUUUUAUGAGUUCUGUCCAUUUCAUUCAUCUCUCUCCACCACAUUUAAUAACUUAUGACUUCCUCAACCACAUUUUCAGUUUUAUACAAUUUGAUUUUAUUCAGUUAUUCUAUGCUUAUCUUUAAUACAGCUGCCUUUACAUUUGUUCUACUGCCAGGCUCUUUGUUGUACGUCUUGCAGUACUUCUGAAUAUUAGUAAGUUACCAAAUACCAGAUUAGGUAUAUUCAUGAUUUUUAAACAGUUUUUGGGAAUUAAGUGAUAUUUUGAAGUAUUUAUGUUUUAAAUACAAUUGGCUUAAAGGCACAGUAGGUGCUUUGAGUUUUGGUAAGUUCUGGCUCUGUUGAGCAGCUUGAAGCUUUAAGUAAUUUUAAUAUUCAUAUUUAAUUUGGUGGGUACUUUAAAGUAAAUGUAGUAAUUCAUGCACAAAUCUUCCUUGCUCUGACACCGAGUUUGUCGGUAUGUGGUUAGUGCAGGUGGAAAGUAAUCAGUAGUGAAGAGACUUCUGACUACAGGAGGAAAUUUUCAUAAGUCCAAUUUUUAGUUUUGUUUAUUAAAUCUGACUCUAUUUAUGUAUAUACAUUUUGGUAUAGAUCUCCAACUUUUGGAUAAUUAACUUUGUAUACCAUAUUAUGGUAAUAAACAGAAAGCCUUGUGUACAAUGUAUUGUAAUGUAUAUAUACUUUAUGGUAAAGUACAUGCACAAAUGAAGUUAAAUCUAAAUAAAGAAAGUAUGUAGUGCCCUGAUGACAGUUCUGAAUAAAAAUUAAUUAGUUUUGUAGAGUAAUGCUGUUUAACCCUUUGUGGAUAUUUCAUGUUGGGUAACAUAAUCAUUCAUUACUUGCAAGUUAAUCUAGUUCACAAUGUACGUACUGUUUUUGCCUCGGAUGAGACCAAAAUUGUAACAUAUUGUAUCCCAAAAUAUUGUUUCAUAAUGUGAAUUGGAUUGCUGUAUUUUCCCUAAUUAAUAAUAAUAAUGCAAACAGAAUUUAUUAACUUGUUAUAAUCACAGCAGAAGUAUAUUCUUUGCAAAAAUAUGAAUAUCCAAGUUAUAAAAUUGUUUGUUGUUGUUUUCUUUGUAUAUUAGAAAACAUGAGCAGUUUUAUCAGAUAUAACAUACUCUACAGUAUAUAGUAUAAUUUGUAAUACUGUUGAAAUACUUGGUGCUAAGGGAAUGGUCAGGUUUCCUGAAUCAAGUCUACAAAGGGUUAAUUAACAUGGUAUCAUUGUGCUUUAAAUGUUGUUUUAAAAUGCUGAAUAGCUUCCCUCUUGUGUACAAGAACUGCUCUUAACUUUGUUAUCCAGGUAGAGGUGUAGAAUAGUUUGAGACUACAGCAAAUUACACCAGAUUCUACCUUUAAAAUGUUUAAGUUUACCUUAUUGUAUAUGACACUUAAAAUGUCUAACCCGUCCUCUCGAAUAAUAUAUUGCAUUUAAACGCGAAAAUUUCCAAUAGCCAAAUAAAGGUGUACUAUAAAUCAUAGCGGCUCAAACAUUCACACUUUCUAUGCGUGGGACAAUAGGUUAGGUUAAGUUUGAGCAUUUUAGUACAUCAUUUUCAGUCCAUUGUGGCAACUCGAGAGGACAGGCUACAAUAUCAUCAUAUUCUCUGCAGAUCCAUGACAUAUAUAAAAUUAUCUGGGUCAUUAAUGAAACAUGAAGGUGCUUAAAAUGUGUAAUUGAGGAGUCGAUGUGAUAUUUAGUUUGACUUCUUUCCUGGUUCUUACAAGAGUUUUCAUUAGUUUGUGGAUAUUAGAAUCAAGAAUGUGCUGUCAACUACUCAUUCAUUUCAAAUAAAUGAUGCAGUUGCAGCGAAAGGCAAAAGCUACUCAACAAAAGUGUAUAUAUUAUUAACAAUGCCUGUGUCAGGGGGCCAUGUGACAAAAUAUUUUCCCCUCUCUGCUUUGGGUAAUUCAGAGCAGGCUGUGACUUAACCUUAACAUGUUAGUAUCUAUACAGUUACAGUAUUAGAAACAAGUGACUUUGUUACCUUAAGUAGUUGUUGUGUACGUAUUUGGAUCAUUAAAAUGCUGUCAACAAA
Messenger RNA from Procambarus clarkii (red swamp crayfish), 15565 nucleotides. Lineage: Eukaryota; Metazoa; Arthropoda; Malacostraca; Decapoda; Cambaridae. The record is from RefSeq and is a predicted model, not a curated record.